Molecule: messenger RNA, 999 nt
Organism: Hansenula ciferrii
Lineage: Eukaryota; Fungi; Ascomycota; Saccharomycetes; Phaffomycetales; Wickerhamomycetaceae
Gene: CKA1
Product: casein kinase 2 catalytic subunit CKA1
Exons: 1
Coding region: 1-999 (332 amino acids)
Biological process (GO): regulation of transcription by RNA polymerase III; protein phosphorylation; DNA damage response
Cellular component (GO): cytosol; nucleus; protein kinase CK2 complex
Molecular function (GO): protein serine/threonine kinase activity; ATP binding
Source: RefSeq, a predicted model, not a curated record
AUGACUGAUAGAUCAAUAUCUGUUGCAAAAGUAUAUGCAAAUGCAAAUCAACAAAAAUCUCAAUCAUAUUGGGAUUAUGAAAAUGUUAGUAUUGUAUGGCAAACUCAAGAAAAUUAUGAAAUUGUUAAAAAAUUAGGUCGUGGAAAAUAUUCAGAAGUUUUUGAAGGUAUAUCAUUAAAUAAUCAUGAAAAAGUUGUUAUAAAAGUAUUAAAACCCGUCAAGAGAAAAAAAAUUAAAAGAGAAAUUAAAAUUUUACAAAAUCUUGUUGAUGGUCCUUUUAUUAUUCAAUUAUUAGCCGUGGUUAGAGAUCCUGUUUCUAAAACACCUGCAUUAAUUUCUGAAUAUGUUAAUAAUUUAGAUUUUAGAACUUUAUAUCCAACUUUAACUUCAUAUGAUAUUAGAUUUUAUAUGUAUGAUUUAUUAAAAGCAUUAGAUUAUUGUCAUUCUCAAGGGAUAAUGCAUAGAGAUGUUAAACCACAUAAUGUUAUGAUUGAUCAUGAAGAAAAAAAAUUAAGAUUAAUAGAUUGGGGGUUAGCAGAAUUUUAUCAUCCAGGUACUGAAUAUAAUGUUCGAGUUGCAUCAAGAUAUUUUAAAGGUCCUGAAUUAUUAGUAGAUUUUAGAUAUUAUGAUUAUUCAUUAGAUCUUUGGUCAUUUGGUGCAAUGUUGGCAUCAAUAAUAUUUAAAAGAGAACCUUUUUUCCAUGGGAAAUCAAAUACUGAUCAAUUAGUUCAAAUUGUUCGUGUUUUAGGGACAGAUCAAUUACAUUUAUAUUUAAAAAAAUAUAAAAUUCAAUUAGGUACUGAAUAUGAAGAUCUUGGUCAAUAUACUAAGAGACCAUGGGUUAGAUUUAUAAAUCCAUCAAAUGAACAUUUAGUUGAUGAUGAAACUAUAAAUUUUAUUGAUAAAUUAUUACGUUAUGAUCAUCAAGAAAGAUUAACUGCUAAAGAAGCUAUGGCUCAUUCUUAUUUUGAUCCUGUACGUGAUGUUAAAGAGAAGUGA